Galeopterus variegatus (Sunda flying lemur) is the source of this 666-nucleotide messenger RNA. RefSeq names its product spindle and centriole associated protein 1 (gene SPICE1). The record is from RefSeq and is a predicted model, not a curated record. The transcript has 7 exons. Lineage: Eukaryota; Metazoa; Chordata; Mammalia; Dermoptera; Cynocephalidae. Gene Ontology annotation, biological process: regulation of centriole replication; metaphase chromosome alignment; mitotic spindle assembly. Gene Ontology annotation, cellular component: spindle; centriole; centrosome. The annotation marks the transcript as partial.
GGAUCCUGAAGUUUUGGCCGCGGUGGAGGCAGCAGUCGGGAAACAGCAGAUGUCAUUUGUCAGAGUGAACCGUUGCGGUCCCUGGGGAGGUGGAAGAAAAGCACUAAAAGUAAAGAAGAAGAAAACUUCAGUGAAGCAAGAAUGGGAUAGUACUGUGAAUGAUCUAACAGUUCAUCGGGCAACUCCUGAAGAUCUGGUACGUCGUCAUGAAAUACACAAAUCAAAGAAUAGAGCAUUAGUACACUGGGAACUCCAAGAAAAAGCUUUGAAGAGAAAAUGGAGGAAGCAGAAAUCAGAAGCUUUGAAUCUUGAGAAAAGAAGAUUGUCUAUCAUGAAGGAGAUUCUUUCUGAUCAAUACCAGAUGCAGGAUGUAUUGCAGAAGUCUGAUCAUUUGAUGGCUUCAGCAAAAGAUCUGUUUGUUGAUAUUCCUCGAAGGCGCACAGGGUUUCCAAAUGUAACAAUGGCUCCUGAUUCCUCUCAGGGUUCCAUCGUGGUAAAUCAAGACCCUAUCACCCAGUCCAUCCAUAAUGAAUGUGUCAUUGAGCCUCAGGCUCUUAAUGAAGUAGAUGAUGGAGGAGAAGAAGGAGCUGUUAAUAGCCAGUCAGAAGAAAGUGAGAAUGAGUUGGAUAACUCUUUAAACUCUCAGUCUAACAUGAAUACAGACAG